This is a messenger RNA of Trichoplusia ni (cabbage looper), 2121 nucleotides long. RefSeq names its product membrane-bound transcription factor site-2 protease (gene S2P). Gene Ontology annotation, cellular component: membrane; cytoplasm. The transcript is spliced from 2 exons. Lineage: Eukaryota; Metazoa; Arthropoda; Insecta; Lepidoptera; Noctuidae. Gene Ontology annotation, molecular function: protein binding; metalloendopeptidase activity. Gene Ontology annotation, biological process: regulation of response to endoplasmic reticulum stress; membrane protein intracellular domain proteolysis. The coding region runs from base 95 to 1582 and encodes 495 amino acids. The record is from RefSeq and is a predicted model, not a curated record.
CAACUUAAAUGUGACUCGCAGCCGGCUCUCGUAGCUGGAUAUUUUACAAUGUUUCAUGAAUUUAUUAACAUAAGGCCGUUUUAAAGCUACAAUUAUGUCUUUCACAAUACUCUGCUCCUUCGUAUUAGCAUUUUAUGUCGUAAUUUGGUUCUUUGACUCUUUCUUUAAGAGUUGUAUGCACUACCCAUAUUACGCAUUCUUGGAAGGAACUGGCCUACAGAUCGGAAUACUUAACUUUAAAUGGACAACGACCGCUUUCAACAGGUUUAUAUACAGAUGGAGCAAGAACUUAGCCCGCGUGUUACGCAAAUGGUACACAUGCGGCUACAUAUUUACCAUUUGGAUCUUCUUGCCGUUCGCUCUGUGGACUCUCCUGACAUUUAUAUUUGAGCAUUUCUAUGAGACUAUUCAAAUCAACAAUGUGCCUGAAGUUAAAGCAAUGUUACCUGGAGUAAACAUUCCUGCGUCAGAUUUCUGGGUAUACUUCUUAGCUAUAGGGUUUAGUACUAUUUUUCAUGAGCUUGGCCAUGCAAUGGCUGCAGCUCAAGAGGAUGUGCAGCUCAUAUCUGUAGGUGUAUAUGUAUUUACUAUAAUACCAGUAGCUUUUGUGCAAAUGAAUUCAGAACACUUGAAUAGCUUAGCUGUGACUAAAAGACUGAGAAUAUUUUGUGCAGGCAUCUGGCAUAAUAUUGCCACUGCUUUCAUUGCCUUACUGUUAUUCUUUUCAGCCCCAAUUUUAUUCAACAUAGCAUAUGAAACAGGCAUAGGAGUUAGGAUUACUGAUUUUACUGAUGAUUCUCCUCUAAAAGAUGUCAGGGGACUUGAUAAGGGUGAUGUUGUAACAUCUAUAAAUAGUUGUGAAAUCAAAAAUGCUAAUGACUGGUCAUACUGCCUCCACAUGGCUCAUGACCGGUUUGGUAUAUGUACCAGUGCAGAAUUUGUUGCUCAAAAUGAUGAAAUCAUGAUGGAGACUAUCAAGGAAAAUGAUGUUGUAGAAUGUUGCCGCAAGGAUGACUUGUACAGUUUCUGUUUUGAAUACUUGGAGCCCAAAGUAGUUGCUGAUUCAGUAUUGCCAGGACAAUACUCAUGUCUAAAACCCAGAGAUAUGGUGAAGGACAAGUUUAUAAAGUGCACUGAGCAUGGAGGUUACUCAUGUCCAAGAGGAAUGCAUUGCUUGAAACCUUCUUUGAACAACCACACUUACUUGAUAAUCAUAGAACGAAAGGACAACAAUGCUGUUCUUUAUUUAGGAUUGCCAUAUGAUUUACAUAAGACUCUCUUCACAGACCAAUACUUCCCAAGGCUGGGGUUGUUCUCAUUUUUCUCUCCAUCUCAGUUUGAGAAACUCCUGAGGUACAUAUUUAUAUUUUCAAUGGGUAUUGGAUUUUUGAAUGUGAUACCUUGCUAUGGUAUGGAUGGUCACCAUAUUACAAGAAGUCUGAUACAAGUGUUAGCUAAGUAUCUGAACAAAAAUGGUGAUUUUGUUACUUUUUUCACAGUUUUCACUGUAGUUGUGGGCACAGGGGUUACAGGACCCAUUCUAAUAUAUUUGUUUUACAAGGCUAUUUAUGUAGACAAUUAGUUGUUUUUUUUUUACUAGAUUCAUGUGAUUUAUUUGAGUUUGUUUAAAAUUGUUUUAUAGCAUUAUUGGUUUAUAUUAGAAUUUCCAUAAUCCCUUAGUACCUCAGGGCUUAGAACUGUGCCUAGUCAAACAAAAUUAAUACUAAAGUUGAUAAAAUCCAGCCUGACCCUUAGGGUAAUGCAAAUGUGAUUCUAAAAUUAAUAAAACAAUGUGCUUGUGCAAUAAUCUAUGAAGUAUUAAAUUCCAGUCCCAUUUAAGCAAAAAACAAACAAUUGUGACAUACUAUUUUUUAAUUUUGUGAUUAGUUUUGUAUCAGUGUAAAUUGUGAAAGUGAAAAAAAACUUAUAUGAAUUCCCACAAGUGUGAUUGACUGUACCACUUAUUAAUCCAUGUACUUUCUACAAUUAUGUUUAUUGUCUUAUUUUCAAUGUUAAUUUUCUUGUAAAUAGUUAAGUUAUUGUUAAGGUUUUAGUUUUAAUUCCAUAUUAUUUAUAUUAAUUAUAAAUGAGUCACAUUAAAACUUUGUACAGUACAAAAAA